AUGGGUAAGACUUUAAACGACUUCAUCAAGCUGUCGGGAUUUCAGCUGCCCUCCUCCAUAGUGAGCUCCGGGUCUGUCCUCACUCUGUGGUUCACCACCGACUUCGCAGUGAGCGCCCAGGGCUUCAAGGCACUGUAUGAAGUUCUACCAAGCCACACAUGUGGACAUCCUGGGGAAAUACUGAAAGGUGUUCUCCACGGGACGAGGUUCAACAUAGGAGAUAAGAUCCGAUACAGCUGCCUCUCUGGCUACAUCUUGGAAGGUCACGCGAUCCUGACCUGCAUCGUCAGCCCCGGGAAUGGUGCCUCCUGGGACUUCCCGGCUCCUUUCUGCAGAGCGGAGGGAGCCUGCGGCGGCACGCUGAGGGGCACCAGCAGCUCCAUCUCCAGCCCCCACUUCCCCUCCGAGUACGGCAACAACGCCGACUGCACCUGGACCAUCCUGGCCGAGCCGGGGGACACCAUCGCGCUGGUCUUCACCGACUUCCAGCUGGAGGAGGGGUACGACUUCCUGGAGAUCAGCGGGACCGAAGCGCCGUCCGUCUGGCUCACGGGCAUGAACCUUCCCUCUCCUGUCAUCAGUAGCAAGAACUGGCUGCGGCUGCAUUUUACAUCCGAUAGCAAUCAUCGGCGCAAGGGCUUCAAUGCUCAGUUUCAAGUGAAAAAAGCAAUUGAAUUGAAGUCAAGAGGAGUCAAGAUGCUACCCAGCAAGGACAGCAGCCAUAAAAACUCUGUGUUGAGCCAAGGAGGCGUUGCCCUGGUCUCCGACAUGUGUCCAGAUCCCGGGAUUCCAGAAAACGGCAGGAGAGCCGGCUCUGACUUCAGGGUUGGUGCAAACGUGCAGUUCUCCUGUGAGGACAAUUAUGUGCUCCAGGGAUCCAAAGGCAUCACCUGCCAGAGGGUCACAGAGACAUUGGCGGCGUGGAGCGACCACCGGCCCAUCUGCAGAGCCAGGACCUGUGGAUCGAAUCUGCGUGGGCCCAGUGGCGUCAUCACCUCCCCGAACUACCCGGUUCAGUACGAAGACAACGCACACUGUGUGUGGGUGAUCACCACGGCUGACCCCGACAAGGUCAUCAAGCUCGCCUUUGAAGAGUUUGAGUUGGAAAGAGGGUACGACACCCUGACAGUAGGGGACGCCGGGAAGGUGGGGGACACCAGAUCCGUCUUGUAUGUGCUCACGGGCUCCAGCGUUCCCGACCUCAUCGUGAGCAUGAGCAACCAGAUGUGGCUCCACCUGCAGUCUGACGACAGCAUCGGCUCCCCUGGAUUCAAAGCCAUUUACCAAGAAAUUGAAAAGGGCGGCUGUGGCGACCCUGGCAUCCCCGCCUACGGGAAGCGGGUGGGCAGCAGCUUUCUGCACGGAGACACGCUCACCUUUGAAUGCCAGGCGGCCUUCGAGCUGGUGGGCGAGAGGGUCAUCACCUGCCAGCAGAACAACCAGUGGUCAGGCAACAAGCCCAGCUGCGUGUUUUCUUGUUUCUUCAACUUCACGGCAUCAUCCGGGAUCAUCCUUUCCCCAAAUUACCCAGAGGAAUACGGCAACAACAUGAACUGCGUUUGGCUGAUUAUAUCCGAGCCGGGAAGCAGAAUUCACCUCAUCUUCAAUGACUUUGACGUGGAGCCUCAGUUUGACUUUCUGGCAGUCAAAGAUGAUGGGAUUUCUGAUAUAACUGUCCUUGGUACUUUCUCUGGCAAUGAGGUGCCCGCUCAGCUGGCCAGCAGUGGGCACAUAGUGCGCCUGGAAUUCCAGUCGGACCACUCCACCACCGGCAGAGGGUUCAACAUCACGUACACCACCUUCGGUCAGAAUGAGUGCCAUGACCCCGGCAUCCCUGUCAAUGGCAGGCGUUUUGGCGACAGGUUUCUGCUCGGGAGCUCCGUUUCCUUCCACUGUGACGAUGGCUUUGUCAAGACGCAGGGCUCCGAGUCCAUCACCUGCGUCCUGCAGGACGGGAACGUGGUCUGGAGUGCCACCGUCCCUCGCUGUGAAGCCCCGUGCGGUGGACAUCUGACAGCCUCAAGUGGGGUCAUUUUGCCUCCUGGAUGGCCAGGAUAUUAUAAAGACUCUUUGAAUUGUGAAUGGAUCAUUGAAGCAAAACCAGGACAUUCUAUCAAAAUAACUUUUGACAGGUUCCAGACGGAAGUCAAUUACGACACUCUGGAAGUCAGGGACGGGCCCACCAGCUCUUCCCCACUGAUUGGAGAAUACCACGGCACCCAGGCCCCCCAGUUCCUCGUGAGCACGGGGAGCUUCCUGUACCUGCUCUUCACCACCGACAGCAGCCGCUCCAGCGUGGGCUUCCUCAUCCACUACGAGAGUGUGACCCUCGAGACGGACUCCUGCCUGGACCCAGGCAUCCCUGUGAAUGGCCGACGGCAUGGCAGGGACUUUGGCAUCCGGUCCACUGUGACCUUCAGCUGUGACCCAGGGUACACCCUGAGCGACGAGGAGCCCCUGGUCUGCGAGCAGAACCAUCAGUGGAACCAUGCCUUGCCCAGCUGCGAUGCACUAUGUGGAGGCUACAUCCACGGGAAGAGUGGGACGGUCCUCUCUCCGGGGUUUCCAGAUUUUUAUCCUAACUCCUUGAACUGCACGUGGACCAUCGAAGUCUCUCACGGCAAGGGGGUCCAGUUGACCUUUCACACCUUCCACCUGGAGAGUUCCCACGACUACUUGCUUAUCACAGAGGACGGGAGUUUCUUGGAGCCAGUGGCCCGGCUCACGGGGUCGGUGCUGCCUCACACCAUCAAGGCCGGCCUGUUUGGGAACUUCACCGCCCAGCUUCGCUUCAUAUCCGACUUCUCUAUUUCCUACGAGGGCUUCAACAUCACAUUUUCAGAGUAUGACCUGGAGCCGUGUGACGACCCUGGAGUCCCUGCCUUCAGCCGCAGAAUCGGGUUCCACUUUGGCGUGGGGGACUCGCUGACCUUCUCCUGCUUCCCGGGAUACCGCUUAGAAGGUGCCACCAAGCUUGCCUGCCUGGGUGGGGGCCGCCGUGUGUGGAGUGCACCUCUGCCAAGGUGUGUGGCUGAAUGUGGAGCAAGUGUGAAAGGAAAUGAAGGAACAUUACUGUCUCCAAAUUUCCCAUCCAAUUAUGAUAAUAACCAUGAGUGUAUCUAUAAAAUAGAGACGGAAGCUGGCAGGGGGAUCCGCCUCAGAGCGCGGAGCUUCCAGCUGUUGGAAGGAGAUACGCUAAAGGUUUAUGACGGAAGAGACAGCUCGUCUCGAGCCCUGGGAGCCUUCACCAAGAAGGAGCUGAUGGGGCUGACCCUCAACAGCACCUCCAAUCACCUGUGGCUGGAGUUCAACAGCAACGGGUCAGACACCGACCAAGGAUUCCAACUCACCUACUCCAGUUUUGACCUAGUGAAGUGUGAGGACCCGGGCAUCCCUAACUAUGGCUACAGGAUCCGGGAUGAAGGCCACUUCACGGACACCGUGGUCCUGUUCAGCUGCAACCCAGGCUAUGCCAUGCAUGGCAGCAGCACCCUGACCUGCCUGAGUGGGGACCGCAGGGUGUGGGACAGACCAGUGCCUUCCUGCGUAGCUGAGUGUGGAGGUCGGAUCCCCGCUGCCACGUCAGGACGGAUACUGUCCCCCGGCUACCCAGCACCUUAUGACAAUAACCUGCACUGCACCUGGGUCAUAGAGGCCGACCCCGGGAGGACCAUCAGCCUCCACUUCAUCGUGUUCGACACGGAGCUGGCACACGACAUCCUCAAGGUGUGGGACGGCCCGCUGGACAGCAGCAUCCUCCUGAAGGAGUGGAGCGGCUCAGCGCUGCCCGAGGACAUCCACAGCACCUUCAACUCGCUCACGCUGCAGUUCGACAGCGACUUCUUCAUCAGCAAGUCGGGCUUCUCCAUCCAGUUCUCAACAUCCGUGGCAUCCACCUGCAAUGACCCAGGGAUGCCACAGAAUGGGACCCGGUACGGGGACAGCCGGGAGCCUGGAGACACCAUCACAUACCAGUGUGACCCUGGGUAUCAGCUUCAAGGACAAGAUAAAAUCACCUGUGUGCAGCUCAACAACCGCUUCUUCUGGCAACCAGACCCGCCUACAUGCAUAGCGGCAUGUGGUGGCAAUCUGACGGGCCCUGCAGGAGUCAUCCUGUCCCCUAACUACCCUCAGCCAUACCCUCCCGGGAAGGAGUGUGACUGGCGAGUGAAGGUGAACCCGGACUUCGUCAUCGCCUUGAUAUUCAAAAGUUUCAACAUGGAGCCCAGCUACGACUUCCUGCAUGUCUACGAAGGUGAGGACUCCAACAGUCCUCUCAUCGGAAGCUUCCAGGGCUCUCAAGCCCCGGACAGGAUCGAGAGCAGUGGGAACAGCCUUUUCCUGGCAUUUCGGAGCGAUGCUUCUGUGGGCUUGUCCGGGUUUGCCAUUGAAUUCAAAGAGAAGCCCCGGGAAGCUUGUUUUGACCCUGGGAACAUAAUGAAUGGAACGAGACUAGGAACGGACUUCAAACUGGGCUCCACCGUCACCUACCAGUGCGACUCUGGGUACAAGAUCAUGGACCCCUCGUCCAUCACGUGUGUGAUCGGGGCCGACGGAAAGCCCUCCUGGGACCGCGUGCUACCCUCCUGCAAUGCUCCAUGCGGAGGCCAGUACACGGGAUCCGAAGGGGUGGUCCUGUCACCAAACUACCCGCAUAACUACACAGCUGGCCAAAUAUGCCUCUACUCCAUAACCGUGCCCAAGGAAUUUGUGGUGUUCGGGCAGUUUGCGUACUUCCAGACAGCGCUGAACGACUUGGCAGAACUGUUUGAUGGAACCCACCCCCAGGCCAGACUUCUCAGUUCACUCUCGGGCUCUCAUUCAGGUGAAACGCUGCCUUUGGCUACAUCCAAUCAAAUCCUGCUUCGAUUCAGCGCCAAGAGUGGGGCAGCCGCCAGGGGCUUCCACUUUGUUUAUCAAGCUGUCCCUCGCACCAGUGACACCCAGUGCAGCUCUGUCCCCGAGCCCAGAUAUGGGAGAAGAAUCGGCUCUGAAUUCUCCGCAGGCUCCAUUGUUCGAUUUGAGUGUAACCCAGGGUACCUGCUGCAGGGUUCCACGGCCAUCCGCUGCCAGUCUGUGCCCAACGCACUUGCUCAGUGGAACGACACCGUGCCCAGCUGUGUAGUUCCCUGCAGUGGCAAUUUCACUCAACGGAGAGGGACAAUUCUGUCCCCCGGCUACCCUGAGCCCUAUGGCAACAACCUGAACUGUGUGUGGAAGAUCACUGUGACAGAGGGGUCCGGAAUCCAGAUUCAAGUGAUCAGCUUUGCCACAGAGCAGAACUGGGACUCCCUUGAGAUCCAUGACGGUGGGGACAUGACUGCACCGCGGCUGGGGAGCUUCUCAGGUACCACGGUGCCUGCGCUGCUCAACAGCACGUCCAACCAGCUCUACCUGCGCUUCCAGUCCGAUAUCAGCGUGGCCGCCGCCGGCUUUCACCUGGAGUACAAAACUGUGGGUCUCGCUGCGUGCCAAGAGCCAGCGCUCCCCAGCAACGGCAUCAGGAUUGGAGACCGGUACCUGGUGAACGACGUGCUCUCCUUCCAGUGUGAGCCCGGGUACACCCUGCAGGGCCGCUCCCACAUUUCCUGCAUGCCAGGAACUGUUCGUAGGUGGAACUACCCGUCCCCGCUGUGCAUAGCCACCUGUGGAGGCACGCUGACCAGUCUGGGCGGAGUGAUCCUGAGCCCCGGCUUCCCCGGCUCCUACCCCAACAACCUGGACUGCACCUGGAAGAUCUCCCUGCCCAUCGGCUACGGUGCACACAUCCAAUUUCUGAAUUUCUCUACUGAAGCUAACCAUGACUACCUGGAAAUUCAAAAUGGACCUUACCACACCAGCCCAAUGAUUGGGCAGUUCAGUGGCACAGAUCUGCCCUUGGCUUUGCUGAGCACAACUCACGAGACCCUCAUCCGCUUUUAUAGUGACCAUUCACAAAACCGGCAAGGGUUUAAACUCACUUACCAAGCCUAUGAACUGCAGAACUGCCCGGACCCACCGCCUUUCCAGAACGGGUACAUGACCAACUCGGAUUACAGUGUGGGGCAGUCCAUAUCGUUUGAGUGCUACCCAGGGUACGUCCUCCUGGGCCACCCCGUCCUCACCUGUCAGCACGGCAUCAACAGAAACUGGAACCACCCCUUCCCACGAUGUGACGCUCCUUGCGGGUAUAACGUGACAUCCGAGAACGGCACCAUCUACUCCCCUGGCUUUCCGGACGAGUACCCGAUUCUGAAGGACUGCAUCUGGCUGAUCGCGGUCCCUCCGGGGCACGGGGUGUACAUCAACUUCACCCUGCUGCAGACGGAAGCUGUGAACGACUACAUUGCUGUCUGGGACGGUCCUGACCAGAAUGCACCGCAGCUGGGCGUCUUCAGCGGGAACACAGCCCUGGAAACUGCUCACAGCUCCACCAGCCAAGUCCUGCUCAAGUUCCACAGCGACUUUUCAAACGGAGGCUUCUUUGUCCUCAAUUUCCACGCGUUUCAGCUGAAGAAGUGCCCACCCCCACCGGCAGUCCCGCAGGCAGACAUGCUCACUGAGGACGAGGACUUUGAAAUAGGAGGUUUCGUGCGGUACCAGUGCCACCCUGGCUACACCUUGUCGGGCAGUGACAUGCUGACCUGCAAGCUCGGCUCCCAGCUGCAGUUUGAAGGCUCCCUCCCAACCUGUGAAGCACAGUGCCCAGCGAAUGAAGUCCGGACAGAAUCUUCUGGAGUGAUCCUCAGCCCAGGGUACCCAGGCAACUACUUCAACUCCCAGACAUGCUCCUGGAGCAUUAAGGUGGAGCCCAACUUUAACAUCACCAUCUUUGUGGACACGUUCCAAAGUGAGAAGCAGUUUGAUGCCCUGGAAGUAUUUGAUGGGCCGUCUGGGCAGAGCCCUCUGUUAGUGGUCUUGAGUGGGAACCAUACAGAGCCAACAAAUUUCACCAGCAGGAGCAACCAGUUGUACCUGCGCUGGUCCACCGACCACGCGACCAGCAAGAAGGGAUUCCGGAUUCGCUACACAGCCCCUUACUGCAGCCUGACCUCCACGCUGAAGAAUGGCGGUGUUUUAAACAGGACCUCGGGAGCUGUUGGAAGCAAAGUGCAUUACUUUUGCAAGCCUGGAUAUCGAAUGGUUGGCCACAGCAAUGCAACCUGCAGGCGUAACCCGGCUGGCAUGUAUCAGUGGGAUGCCCUCAUGCCCCUCUGCCAGGCGGUGUCCUGUGGCCUCCCAGAAUCCCCAGGGAACGGCUCCUUCACGGGCAGCGAGUUCACGCUGGACAGUAAAGUGGUGUACGAGUGCAACGAGGGCUUCCAGCUGGCCGCCGGACAGCCCGCCACCGCCGUGUGCCAGGAGGACGGGAUGUGGAGCAACCGCGGGAGGCCGCCGGCCUGUCAACCGGUGCCCUGCCCAAGCAUCGAAGCUCAGCUCUCAGAACACGUCCUCUGGAGGCUGGUUUCGGGGUCAUUGGACGAGUACGGGGCCCAGGUGCUGCUGAGCUGCAGCCCUGGCUACUACCUAGAGGGCCAGAGGCUGCUGCGAUGCCAAGCUAAUGGAACAUGGAGCAUAGGAGAAGAGAGGCCCAGCUGUAGAGUCAUCUCCUGCGGAAGCCUGUCCUUCCCCCCCAACGGGAACAAGAUCGGAACGCUGACGGCCUUCGGCGCCACGGCCAUCUUCACGUGCAACACGGGCUACACGCUGGUGGGCUCCCACGUCCGGGAGUGCCUGGCCAACGGCCUCUGGAGUGGGUCCGAAACGCGGUGUCUGGCUGGCCACUGUGGCUCCCCAGACCCGAUCGUGAACGGCCACAUCAGUGGGGACGGCUCCAGCUACAGGGACACGGUGGUGUACCAGUGCAAGCCUGGCUUCCGGCUGGUGGGCACUUCUGUUCGGAUAUGCCUGCAGGACCACAAGUGGUCGGGGCAGACCCCCGUUUGUGUCCCCAUCACCUGUGGACACCCGGGGAACCCCGCCCACGGGCUCACCAACGGCAGCGAGUUCAACCUGAAUGACCUGGUGAAUUUCACCUGCCACACGGGCUACUUGCUUCAGGGUGCGUCCCGGGCCCAGUGUCGGAGCAACGGCCAGUGGAGUAGCCCCCUGCCCACCUGCCGAGUGGUGAACUGUUCGGACCCAGGCUUCGUAGAGAACGCUGUUCGCCAGGGGCAGCAGAGCUUCCCAGAGAGCUUUGAGUAUGGAGAAAGCGUCCUGUACCAUUGCAAGAAGGGCUUCUACAUGCUGGGAUCUUCGGCCUUGACCUGCAUGGCCAACGGCUUGUGGGAUCGCUCUUUGCCCAAGUGUUUGGCCAUAUCUUGUGGGCACCCUGGGGUCCCUGCCAAUGCUGUCCUAACUGGAGAGCUGUUUACAUAUGGGGCCACCGUCCAGUACUCCUGCAAAGGGGGCCAGAGUCUCACAGGCAACAGCACCAGAGUUUGCCAAGAAGACAGUCACUGGAGUGGCAGCCUUCCACACUGCUCAGGAAGCACUCCUGGAUUUUGUGGAGACCCAGGGACGCCAGCCCAUGGGUCUCGCCUUGGGGAUGAAUUUAAAACGAAGAGUCUCCUGCGUUUCUCCUGUGAGAUGGGCCACCAGCUGAGGGGCUCCCCUGAGCGCACCUGCCUGCUCAACGGGUCAUGGUCAGGAGUGCAGCCCGUGUGUGAGGCCGUGUCCUGCGGGAAUCCCGGCACCCCCACCAAUGGCAUGAUCGUUAGCAGCGACGGUGUCCUGUUCUCCAGCUCGGUCAUCUACGCAUGCUGGGAGGGCUACCAGACCUCAGGGCUGACCACGCGGCACUGCACGGCCAACGGCACCUGGACAGGCGCGGCUCCCGACUGCACAAUUAUAAGCUGUGGCGAUCCAGGUUCACUGCCCAAUGGCGUCCAGUUUGGGUCUGAUUUCACCUUCAACAAGACAGUGACCUAUCAGUGCAAUCCUGGCUUCCUCAUGGAACCUGCCUCGUCAGCCACUAUUCAGUGCACCAAGGAUGGGGUGUGGAAUCAGAGCAAACCUGUCUGCAAAGCGGUCCUGUGCAGCCAGCCUCCGCCGGUGCCGCAUGGGAAGGUGGAGGGGACCGACUUCCGCUGGGGCUCCAGCAUCAGCUACAGCUGCGUGGACGGCUAUCAGCUCUCCCACUCGGCCAUCCUGUCCUGCGAAGGCCACGGGGUGUGGAAAGGAGAGGUCCCCCAGUGCCUGCCUGUGUUUUGUGGAGACCCUGGCACUCCUGCUGAGGGCCGGCUCAGUGGGAAGAGUUUCACCUACAAGUCCGAAGUCUUCUUCCAGUGCAAAUCUCCGUUCCUACUCGUGGGGUCCUCGAGAAGGAUCUGCCAAGCUGACGGCACGUGGAGUGGCAUACAGCCCACCUGCAUCGAUCCUGCACACAAUGCCUGUCCAGACCCUGGUACUCCACAUUUCGGAAUACAGAAUAGCUCCAGAGGAUAUGAGGUCGGGAGCACGGUGUUUUUCAGGUGCAGGAAGGGGUACCACAUUCAAGGCUCCACCACGCGGACCUGCCUUGCCAACCUGACGUGGAGCGGGCUGCAGACAGAGUGCAUACCUCACGCCUGCAGGCAGCCAGAAACCCCGGCGCACGCGGACGUGCGGGCCAUCGACCUUCCUGCUUUUGGCUACACCUUGGUGUACACCUGCCACGCGGGCUUCUUCCUUGCAGGUGGCUCUGAACAUAGGACGUGCAAGGCAGAUAUGAAGUGGACGGGGAAGUCACCUGUGUGUAAAAGUAAAGGAGUGAGAGAAGUUAAUGAAACAGUUACUAAAACUCCAGUUCCUUCGGAUGUGUUUUUCGUCAGUUCGGUGUGGAAGGGAUAUUAUGAAUAUUUAGGAAAAAGACAGCCUGCAACUCUAACCAUUGACUGGUUCAAUGCAACCAGCAGCAAGGUGAACGCGACCUUCACGGCAGCCUCGCAGGUGCAGCUGGAAUUGACAGGUGUUUACAAGAAGGAGGAGACCCACCUGCUCCUGAAAGCUUUCCACAUUAAAGGCCCCGGAGACAUUUUUGUGAGCAAGUUUGAAAACGACAACUGGGGUCUCGAUGGCUACGUGUCCUCAGGACUUGAACGGGGAGGAUUCACUUUCCAAGGUGACGUACACGGGAAGGACUUCGGGAAGUUCAAGCUGGAGCGACAAGAUCCCCUGGGCUCUGGUGAAGACCCCUCGAACCAGUACCAUGGCACCAGCAGCGGCUCUGUGGCAGCUGCCAUCCUGGUUCCUUUCUUCGCUCUCAUUUUAUCAGGGUUUGCAUUUUACCUCUACAAACACAGAACAAGACCGAAAGUUCAGUACAAUGGCUAUGCCGGGCACGAGAACAGCAAUGGACAGGCGUCGUUUGAAAACCCCAUGUACGACACAAACUUAAAGCCCACAGAAGCGAAGGCUGUGCGGUUCGACACCACUCUGAACACAGUUUGUACAGUGGUAUAG
Molecule: messenger RNA, 10422 nt
Organism: Marmota flaviventris (yellow-bellied marmot)
Lineage: Eukaryota; Metazoa; Chordata; Mammalia; Rodentia; Sciuridae
Source: RefSeq, a predicted model, not a curated record